AACUGAGGGACAUUCUUACUUCCACAGUCUUUUCACCUUGACAAAUCAUGUCAGUCUUUCGCAAUAGUAAGACUUUCAGCAUACGGAGUGCAUUCGGGUCAUCUAGCCUGGGUUCCUCUGGUGGAAUGGUCAUGAAUGGAUUGGGGAGUUCAGGUGUCUCUUUGUCUUUUGGUAGACAGAAGUAUGGAAGCUCAGGGGGCAAUGGUGUCCGCAUCUCCAGGUCUAUGUCCACUUCAUCCUUGGUUAUGCCUGCUAACGAGGUCACACUGUAUGCUAAUGAGAAACAGACAAUGCAGAAUCUUAAUGAUCGCCUGGCAUCUUACCUGGAGCGGGUGCGCACUUUGGAGCAUGCCAACGUGAAACUGGAGCUGCAAAUUAAGGAGUUUUACGACAACAAGUGCCCGCUGAAGAGCAAAGACAUGAGCAGUUAUUUUAAAACCACCUCAGAGCUCUGCACACAGAUUCAUAGCCAUAUAGUGCAGAACACUGAGCUCCGUCUGAUGCUGGACAAUACCAAGCUCGCAGCUGAAGAUUUCCAGAUGAAGUAUGAGACUGAGAUGAACUUGCGUAUGGUUGUGGAUGCAGAUUUGGUUCGAUUGCGUGGGGUUCUUGGAGAGAUUAAAUUGUCUGUUGGAGACCUGGAGAACCAGCUCAAUGGGCUGAAGGAUGAGCUGCUGUACAUCAAGAAGAACCAUGAAGAGGAUCUGCAUUUGUUGCGUGAACAGCAAUCUGGCUCUGUUAACGUUGAGAUCGACUGUGCAACUCAAUCACACCUUGACAAGGAACUGCAGGAGAUGAGAGCUCAGUAUGAGACCCUUAUUGAAAAAAACUGCAGGGAGGCUGAAAAAUGGUUUCACAGCAAGGCAGAGGUUUUGCAGACUCAAGUGACCACCAGCAGUACUGAGAUCAAGACAUCUCAGACUGAACUCACUGUUCUCAAGAGAACUUUCCAGAGCCUUGAGAUAGAACUACAAGGGCUUUUCACAAUGAAACAACAGCUGGAGCAAAGUGUUACUGAUGUGGGCCUGCGCUAUACGGUCCAGCUGAGUCAGCUGCAGUUGCGCAUAGACCACCUGCAGGAGGAGCUACAGAGACUCAAUGCCAACAUGCAGCAUCAGUCCUCAGAGUACCAGCUGCUGCUGGACAUCAAGAUGAGGCUGGAGAUGGAGAUCGCUGAAUACAGGAGGCUGCUGGAUGGAGAAGCGCGAGCGACUGUCAUAAGCACGUCUGAAUCUUUAAUGACUAAAAGUCAGAGACUGACAGAGACAGUGACCAAAUCAGUGGAGAUAAAGGAGGAAGAGGAAGAGCAUAACCCUCAUCACCAGCGCAGAGUGAAGGUCAUUGUGGAGGAGCUUGUGGAUGGUCAAGUCGUGUCCACUUCAGUUGAUGAAAAACUCCAGGAAGUCAACUAAGAAGAUAAUCCAACAAGAAAACACAUGCAAAGAUUAAUAUAUGCUUUUCAAUGGCUUUUCAGCAAUUUUUUUUAGCAGAAAAACAAUUAUGAGGCACAAAACAAUUCAUGAAACUGCAAACUGCACAAGGUAGCAUACAUAAAUGUCAAACCACUGUUUCAGCAAACAGAUAGGCUAUUGUUAUUAAUAAAUUGUAAACAAUGACACCAUAUAACACAUGUGAUGACCCUUUUAACAAAAUGUGACAACCUGCCUCAAGUUGACUUAUGAAAUAUAGUAACCCUUGUUCUAUACAGAAUUUUUUGUUUUUGUUAAAAUCUACCUUUACAGCUGAUGUGUGUAAUUAUUAAUUUUUUUAUGUUGAAAUUAUUUCUCGUAUCCCUACUUUAUAUGCAGAAUCAACUAUAAGCAAGCCAAUUGUACACGGAGUUCACCUAACAGUGUAACACUGUGGAGCUAUCCAAAUAUUUCUCAGUUUGUUUGAGCGGCCCGUACAACUGAGAAGGAUAUAGCUGCAGGCAGAGCUCCAAAAAGGGGCGGGAUCUAACCUAACCCUUUCCCUAACCCUAAGUGGAAGUGACACCCCCUUUUGAAAUUGCUGCAACCCCCUUUUGGAGUAACCCCGCCCCUUCUGGAGUGUCCCUGCCCAUUUAAGAGAUUCCGCCCCAAUUUGGAGAUCUCCACAAGAUCAUUAUGAAAAUAGAAUAGCUAAUGUUGAUUACUGGCUCAGCAGCAAAACCACAAAAAAAAAAAAAAAUAAGCAUUUGUGUAAUUUUACCUUUGACACAACACCUUAUAGUUACUGAGAUGUGGACCCCCUUUGUGUCUCUGUAUAACUAUAGGCUAGAUUUCAUGUUUUGUUGCUUUGAUGACUGUCAGAGGUAGAACAACUAGACUGUGUAAUUUUGGUGUGCUUUAUAUUCUAGCCACUAGAUGUCACAGUGCGUCCAUGGUACAUAAUGCUCUAGUUGGAGCACACGAGGGGACGCACCGAUUGUGAAGGUAUUGCAACCAACAAAUGUUGCCUUGCAAAGGACCAGUAGUUAUUUAUCGUUACUAACUCUACCCUAAAACACUACUUUAUUUAAAUCCUAUCACAAUAAGUUUGGAUUUUAAAAACGUAUUUUAUUUGAAAAUUAAAAGUAAUAGGCUAGUAAAUAGUAAAUUAUGGCAGGCUAGUAGGCUAUCACUCAGAUUCAGUGUGGCUUAUAAUAAACCACAUCAUGAUUAAAAAAAAAAAACAAAAAAAAAGAAUAUUAAUAACCCAUGGCAGGUCUUUUUCAAACUUGUCUUGUGCCAAAAAAUAUUUUGCUUUUGAAAGUUACAGGGCUGAAGGUGCAAAAGUGGCUAAAAAAUAUAAUUGCACUACAUCAUAUUAUUUAAAUGUAUAUUCUGGGUUCAAUACAAGCUAAGCUUAAUAGACCGCAUUAGUGGCAUAAUGUUGAUUACCGUAAAAAAUGUAUUGAAUAGUUCUUCCUUUUCUUAAAAAAAUUAAUACUGAGGUUACAGUGUGGCAUUUACAGUGCAGGUGAAUGGAGCAAAUGUUUUGGAGAGUUUAAAUGCAGAAAUGUGAAGCAUUUAAUUUUAUAAAAGCACUUUCAUCAGUUCUUCAGUAGUUGUUUAAACAGUUGUUUUUACGGUGGUUGUAGGGUUUAAGGGUUUAUGGUGUUACAUUGUCAUGGCAAUGAAGUUGUAAAAUUGGAUAUAACUUUACACAGAAACAGAUAUUAAACAAUUUUAUCACACUAAAAUCACUUACUGUAACAGUGAGUAUUUUAAUGUGUACGGAUUGGCCCCAUUGACUUCCAUUGGAAGUGCCUCACUGGAACCCAGAUUUUUGCUUUAUUUAUUUUUUUUUUUUUUUAAAGAAAAGGAGGUGCAAGUCAAAAUCAAUUUUUGUGCAAUCAUGGCAGUAUUCUUGUGAUUUAUACAACAAAAAAACAUUUUUUUUAGCUGAAAUACUUUUAAAAAAUUACAUAGUGGAAAAAAUUACAUAGUAAAAGCAUAAUUAUAUUUUGGCAUAUAUUUUAUUUACAUACUUUAUUCCAUAUAACAUUGAAAUACAACGGGGCUAAAUGGGGGUGACACAUGGCCCCUGGGGUAAAAUGCACUUUUAAUUUUAUUUCCUUCCAAAACACUAUACAGCAACAUAAACUACCACUGUACUUUCUUAAACAUUUGUUUGUCACUAUACACUGCAAAUAUUCCUGAUCCAUGAGAUCAUUGCGUGCAAUGUCUAAAGUUGUCUUUUUUUCCUUCUUCUUCUUUUUUUAUUUUUAUUUUCUCCCCUUUUCUCCCCCAAUUUGGAAUGCCCAAUUCCCAAUGCACUCUAAGUUCUUGUGGUGGCAUACUGACUCAAUCUGGGUGGCAGAGGAUGAAUCUCUGCUUCUGAGACCAUCAAUCUGUGCAUCUUAUCAUGUGGCUUGUGAGCGCGUUACCACUGAGACAUAGCGUGUAGAGGCCCAGGCUAUUCUCUGCAUCCACACACAACUCACAAUGCGCCCCACCAAGUGAGAACCACACAUUAUUGCGACCACAAGGAGGUUACCCCAUGUGACUCUACCCUCCCUAGCAACCGGGCCAAAUUGUUUGCUUAGGAGACCUGGCUGGAGUCACUCAGCAUGCCCUGGGAUUUGGACUGGCGAACUCCAGGGGUGGUAGUCAGUGUCUUUACUCGCUGAGCUACCCAGGCCCCCCUGAAGUUGUCAUAAGUGUAAUAUUGAAUCAUUUUAAAAAUGUUACAAAUUUAUGUAGCAAAUGAGAAUCCCUGAAUUUAUUGCAUUUAUUUUAGACAAAAUACUUAUUUGUAAUUUUCAGUUUUGUUCAAAGUGAUAAAUCAAAAGUUUUUAAAUAACUUUCCAAAAAGUGAAAGAAUAGUAUUUUGGGGUAAAAAGCCCUUCUGUUGCAGGGGCUAAAGGCCACUAAAAACACAUUGUUUUUCAUAAGUGGUGUGAAUAGAUUUAUAGAUUGUAUAUAGAAUUGAUUGUUUAUAGAAUACCUGCGAUGUUAUGAAAGGACAAAUGUGAUUGAAA
Myxocyprinus asiaticus (Chinese sucker) is the source of this 4444-nucleotide messenger RNA. Its product is annotated as keratin, type I cytoskeletal 19-like. Bases 48 to 1412 code for a protein of 454 amino acids. The transcript has 9 exons. The record is from RefSeq and is a predicted model, not a curated record. Lineage: Eukaryota; Metazoa; Chordata; Actinopteri; Cypriniformes; Catostomidae. Gene Ontology annotation, molecular function: structural molecule activity.